AUGUCUUCCAGUUCCGCGCCAGUCACUCUCUCCUCCCUCGAAUACAUGCAGGGCGCGACCUUAGCUCCUCUUCUCCUCGAUCCUGAGGAACAGCCGAAGAUUGCAAUCAUCGAUGUCCGAGAUUCUGACCACAUCGGUGGCAAUAUCGCCGGAAGCACAUGGAUUCCUCUAAAUCAACUGGACGCAAGGCUACCUGAGUUACUAAGGACCCUCAAGGACAAAGAAAAGGUCGUAUUUCAUUGCAUGUUGAGCCAACAGCGCGGUCCGAAAGCUGCUUUGCUGUACGCAAGAUCAAUCCAGAGUCUCAAGGCCAAGGAAGAUAAACAACAAGCGCGGCAGGACUCGGAAGAUGCAGAGCAGAAGACGAAACAGCAGGUAUAUGUGCUGCAGGGUGGCUUUGGACAAUGGCAAGCAGAAUUUGGUCAGGAUCCACGGCUGACUGCCGACUACGAACCCGACAUUUGGCUUUGA
Messenger RNA from Exophiala viscosa, 471 nucleotides. RefSeq names its product Rhodanese-like domain-containing protein. Lineage: Eukaryota; Fungi; Ascomycota; Eurotiomycetes; Chaetothyriales; Herpotrichiellaceae. The transcript has a single exon. The record is from RefSeq and is a predicted model, not a curated record. Gene Ontology annotation, molecular function: protein tyrosine phosphatase activity. Bases 1 to 471 code for a protein of 156 amino acids. Gene Ontology annotation, cellular component: cytoplasm; nucleus.